Molecule: messenger RNA, 2541 nt
Organism: Coniosporium apollinis CBS 100218
Lineage: Eukaryota; Fungi; Ascomycota; Dothideomycetes
Product: elongation factor EF-G
Exons: 2
Coding region: 1-2541 (846 amino acids)
Biological process (GO): ribosome disassembly; mitochondrial translation
Cellular component (GO): mitochondrion
Molecular function (GO): GTPase activity; GTP binding
Source: RefSeq, a predicted model, not a curated record
AUGCUCUACUACAGCGGAUACACUCGCAGAAUAGGAGAUGUCGACGAAGGGUCUACUGUUACGGACUUCCUACCCGCAGAGAGGGCACGUGGCAUUACAAUACAGUCAGCAGCCAUCACCUUCCAUUGGCCUACACCAGUAGAUCAGCCAGUCCCGCAGCAGAUCUCCAAGCCGACGAAGAAAUUCAAUAAUUCUGUAGAGGCUCCACCUCUGGCAAGGUCAUCAAUACCGCACAAUAUAAAUCUCAUAGACACUCCAGGCCAUGCGGACUUCACCUUUGAGGUUGUGCGCUCGCUCCGGAUCCUGGAUGGCGCUGUGUGUAUCCUUGAUGGGGUUGCCGGUGUAGAAGCGCAGACAGAGAAGGUCUGGACGCAGGCUAACCAUUAUCGGAUACCGAGGAUCAUCUACGUCAACAAGCUCGACCGCGAUGGCGCAGCUUUCGGUCGUACGGUGAGGGAGAUCGGAGUUCGCCUGCAUUGCUGGCCUGCUGUCUGCCAAGUCCCUUGGUGGCAAGACGGUAACGGCAAGCUAGUUGGUGUAGGCGAUGCCGUCGGGCUGAGGGCUUUAAGAUGGCAGGAGGGCGGUGAUGGUAAGACUGUGCAGGUUCUCUCCCGAAAGGAACUUUCCGCAGAGAACCCGAAGCUGGUAGGAGAAAUCAAGAAGGCCAGAGUUGCCCUUGUCGAGCUUCUGAGCGAGCAUGACGAUGAAAUGGUGGAGAAGUUCCUCGAAUACGGCGAAGACCACCUAGCCAUCCCUGCAUCGGACAUCACAGAAUCUCUCCGCAAGUGCGUGCUACAGUAUCCGCAGAGGAUUGUACCAGUGUUUGCUGGAGCCAGUUUCCGUAACAUCGGCGUGCAGCCCCUUCUUGAUGCUGUAGUAGAUCUCCUGCCGUCACCAGAGGAGCGUCCGGACCCUGAAGUACGUGUCGGAUCCUCACAUGGUGGACUCCAAGAUCUUCUUUCAGGCAGGAUCUCACUUGCGCAAGAAGUUGCUGAGACACCAGCGAAGGGUAAGAACGCUGUCGCAGGCCGGCCUGAUAAGAGCACUGUCAUGCUGCAAAAUCUCGAGGCCUGUGCUCUCGCGUUCAAAGUCGUCAACGAUGCCCGUCGAGGAGUCCUUGUUUAUGUCAGAGUGUAUUCGGGAUCCCUUGCACGUAACGCGGCUUUGUACAACACGAACCUCCAUGUAACUGAAAGGGCGCCUCGGUUGUUGAAGAUGUACGCUUCCGAUGCUGUUGAGAUACCAGCUAUACCUGCCGGCCAGAUUGGUGUCAUCGUUGGACUGAAGCACGCCAGGACGGGCGACACGCUGAUCUCCUACACUGGGGUCAAUCCGAAGGUUGGUCCGCCGGCGCCUAUCAACAGCCUUCAGCUUCGACCUAUCAACGUCCCACCACCAGUGUUCUUUACGAGUGUGGAACCGAACAGUCUUGCCGAGGAAAAGCACUUAUCGGAGACGCUAGCCAUUUUGUUGCGAGAAGACCCUAGCUUGAACGUGUCACUCGACCCAGAGAGCGGUCAGACACAUCUGGCUGGUAUGGGUGAGCUUCAUCUGGAGAUCGCUCGGGACAGACUCAUCAACGACUUCAAAACCAAGGCUGCAACAGGUGCUAUUGAGAUCAGCUAUCGCGAAGCGAUACUCUCAGCCACUUCGCUACAUACCGAGCUGGUGAACCGGGAAGUGGCGGGCAAACCAUCCCAUGCAUCCUGUACCGCCUCCGUCUCGCCCACAGAUGUGUCCGCCUCAGAGGCGAGCGAUCAUCCAUACGAGACCAUCGUGCAACUGGACACCAAUCAGUUGAUUAUACAUCAUCCCACACUGACCCGGUCUGGAUUGCCGGUUUCUUCGGAGCAGCCCCCGCUCCCUGUGACCCUACCGUUUACAGCAGUUAUCGCGGCUUUGACCAGCGGCGUAUCGGCAGCUCUAGCGCGUGGGCCAGCUCACCGUUAUCCCAUUCAUUCUGCUCAGGUUAAUAUCUCCUUUGAUCACACUAGAGACGUCUUCGCGGACACAACGCCAGCGGCACUGUCCAACGCAGCCCGCCUAGCCGUCCAAGCGGCGCUCAAAGCAGCUUCGGUAAAUGGAGGUUCCGUGCUUAUGGAGCCGGUAAUGAUGGUUACGAUUGCUGUUCCAGAAGGCGACCUGGGAAGUGUGGUCCAAGACAUCAGCUCUGCAAGAGGUGGUCAAGUACUGUCCCUCGACGGGGAUACAGCUGCUGAGGACUCCGAGUCGGAUGGCUCUAGUCCCCCAGGCGUGGAAGACUUCCGAAUCGUCAACCCCAAGAACAUAUAUGCUCCGCCUGAUCCUUUUGAAGGAAACAUGUCGGACGAUCAUGCAUACCACGAUUUUGGUGCGGGAGCGGGCAAGCAACGCCAGAUCACCGCACGCGUACCGUUAAAGGAGAUGAUAGGGUACCUUAAGCACUUGCGGUCGCUGACUGGUGGACGUGGUACAUUUGUUAUGACGGUGGAUAGGUUCGAGCGGAUGAGCGCGCAGCGCCAGAAAGCAGUGCUAAAUGAGAUGAGCGGAGGUUUUGCAUAA